This is a messenger RNA of Cornus florida, 1453 nucleotides long. RefSeq lists its product as uncharacterized. NCBI's taxonomy places the organism in Eukaryota, Viridiplantae, Streptophyta, Magnoliopsida, Cornales, Cornaceae. Gene Ontology annotation, molecular function: zinc ion binding. The record is from RefSeq and is a predicted model, not a curated record. The coding region runs from base 323 to 1099 and encodes 258 amino acids. The transcript has 8 exons.
GAUCCUAAAUUAUUUUUUUCCGGUGGGUUCGAAGUCCAGGUCUUACCUGGUCUCAUUGCUCUCUAUUUCUCUCUCCAGACUCCGUCUCUCUCUCUCCACAUACAUAGAGCUUUCAUUGUCAUCGAUCACAAACCCUAGAAAUCAAGCCCACCUGAAAGUUUCACUCUGCUAUCGGAUCAUCUAUGUCGCAAUGUGAGUACCGUUUGAAUGUCACGAAGAUCUGUUGAAAUUCAGGAUGCUUAGUUUCUGUUGAAAUGGUCAGUGGGAAUAAUUACUUCGGCAAUGCUUUUUGCAGUUCAAUCCUAAUUCGACAUUUUUCGCAAUGCAAUUAGUAUCAAAUGGUAGUCAGACGGAAGAUAGUUCAGAAACUGAACCCAUCUUAUGUCAGUCUAACAUUGUGCAAAGACCGGACGAUUCUUCCUCUUCAUAUGAGAUAAGAACUGUGGGUGGGGAUUGCUGUAUAACUGCUGAUGAUUCACUAAAUCUUGAUGUUGAUGAAAAUUCCAAUUUGGUGAAUGGAGAUCAUCCACAAUGCCGUAUAUGCCUUGACGCUGAAGGAGAAGACUUGAUAGCUCCGUGCCACUGCAAAGGCACCCAGAAGUAUGUCCAUAGAUCAUGCCUUGAUAAUUGGAGGUCAACUAAGGAAGGCUUUGCUUUUGCUCACUGUACAGAGUGCAGGGCUGUGUUCAUACUACGUGCAAAUGUCCCACCUGAUCGCUGGUGGUUAAGACUAAAAUUUCAGUUCCUUGUUGCGAGGGACCACGCCUUCAUUUUUGUUAUUGUUCAGCUGAUUGUAGCAUUUCUAGGCAUUCUGGUAUACAAAUUUUAUGGAGAUGAACUAAGGGAAAUGUUUGGGUAUGAAGAACAUCCAUAUGGGUUUUAUACAAUGGCUGUUCUAGCGAUUGUUUUAGUCGGUUUGCUCUAUGGGUUCUUUAUGGCAAUAAUCUGUGGACAGAGGAUCAACGAACGACACUACCAUGUUCUUGCCAAACAAGAACUGACAAAGGAGUAUGUGGUAGAAGAUCGAGAAGCAAAUAAGAAUGUUCCAGAACUUGACCCCAACCAUGUCACAGAGUUAAGAAUGUUGGGCCUCUAUUAAACUGAAAAUUUGUUCCUGUCAUCAGAUUUUUUUGGGUCUGUUGUCUUGCGGUAGUGAUGUUCAACUGGUGCUUCGAAUUUGAGAAACUCAACAUGGAAGCUGCCCAUUGUUAUUUCCCUACCCAAUGUUAAUUGGGAGUGAUUUUUUUUUUUUUUUUUAUUUGCCCCUUCUGUCGAACCACAUAGUCAACAUAUAUGUGUAGGUAUGUAUAUUUUAUAGCCUGGGUUUUUUAUGUUUUGUGCUUAUUCGUCCAGUUUUAUUCAGUUUUGUAGAGAUGGAUUUUCUCCAUUACCGUAUGUUGUUACCCUGGAAAUUUAUUUGUUCAUAAAGACAACAUGAAUGACUUUUCGAUUU